Molecule: messenger RNA, 4111 nt
Organism: Seriola dumerili (greater amberjack)
Lineage: Eukaryota; Metazoa; Chordata; Actinopteri; Carangiformes; Carangidae
Gene: znrf3
Product: zinc and ring finger 3
Exons: 9
Coding region: 81-2933 (950 amino acids)
Biological process (GO): negative regulation of canonical Wnt signaling pathway; Wnt receptor catabolic process; ubiquitin-dependent protein catabolic process
Molecular function (GO): ubiquitin protein ligase activity; frizzled binding
Source: RefSeq, a predicted model, not a curated record
GACCUGGUUUCAAUUACCUUCACCCGAUUAAUUAAUCCGUGUGAAAUUAUGUCCCGAUCGGCGCAGAUCCAGCCGGCAAGAUGAUGAUUUUACCAAGGAGAGGCUCAGAUCGCGUACCCGACUCGGUGGUCCUGGUGAUCUUGGUGGUCGCCGCUUCUCUUGGUACCGUUUUCGCCAAGGACACUGCCUUUGUGGAAGUGGUUCUGUUCGAGUCCAGUCCCAAUGGAGAUUAUACUACUUACACGACUGGCUUGCAAGGACGGUUCUCCAAAGCAGGAGCCACUAUCAGCGCGGAGGGGGAGAUCGUUCAAAUGCAUCCUUUGGGACUAUGUAAUAAUAACGAUGAGGAGGACCUGUACGAGUACGGCUGGGUCGGAGUGGUGAAGCUGGAGCAACCGGAGCUGGACCCUAGUUGUCUCACCGUGCUGGGAAAGUUCCUGCAGACUGGAGCGGUGACACUCUCCAGCCACUCGGCAGCAGAGUCACAGCACUGUUGGGACAAACUGCAGUUUGACAGUGUGAUCGGACAUCCUCUGGCCCUAUUUCUCCUUUUUCCCAACCUUUUCCUAAUCAUUUCUUUGCGUUUCCUGUGUUUGCAGGCGAAGCGAGCGGUGCAGCGUGGAGCCACAGCCGUCAUCUUCGACGUGUCAGAGAAUCCAGAUGCCAUCGACCAGCUCAACCAGGUGGCCGAGGAUCCUCUGAAGCGGCCGGUGGUUUACGUGAAGGGCAACGAUGCUGUGAAGCUGAUGAACAUCGUCAACAAGCAGAAAGUGGCUCGUGCUCGGAUACAACACAGACCACCAAGGCAGCCCACGGAAUAUUUCGACAUGGGCAUCUUCCUGGCGUUCUUCGUGGUGGUGUCGCUGGUUUGCCUCAUUCUGCUCAUCAAGAUCAAACUCAAGCAACGGAGAAGCCAGAGCUCAAUGAACAGAAUGGCCAUCCAGGCUCUGGAAAAGAUGGAGACGCGCAAGUUCAAGGCCAAAGGAAAGGGCCAGCGCGAGAGCAGCUGUGGAGCCUCUGAUUCACUGAGCAGCAGCUCCACCUCCGACUGCGCCAUCUGUCUGGAGAAGUACAUCGAUGGGGAGGAGCUGCGGGUUAUCCCCUGUGCUCACAGAUUUCAUAAGAAAUGUGUCGAUCCCUGGCUGCUCCAGCACCACACCUGUCCCCACUGCAGACACAACAUUAUCGAGCAAAAGAAAGGAAAUCCAGGAGCAGCCUGCAUGGACCCUGGUAACCCAGUCCACGGCCGGCAACGGGUGGUGCUACCUGUUCAUUAUCCUGGCAGGGUGCACAGAGCUGGCCAGGUGACCGCCUACCCAACCAGAACCAGCAUGGACCCCCAUGGCAACCCCAUCACCGUGCUCACUGUGGACCAGCAUCCAGAUCCUCAAGGUCUCUACCCACCCCAAUCAACAUCUGCCUUUCUCCGGAGCUACCACCCUACCCUUCAUCUGGACCACUCGCUCAACCCCCAUCACUGUGGAUUAGAGCACCGCGGCCCCCCAGCCUACCCAGCACAGCCGCAUCACGCUGCUUUUAAACGACCCAAGUUCCACGGUCGCAACUUUUCCCGCGCAGCCUGCUUCUCGCAGUACGAGACUAUGUACCAGCACUACUAUUUUCAGGGGUUGACUUUCCCUCAACAGCCUGAGGGUGGUCAAGGGCCUGUGGUGGCGGGGCAGCUUGGUGGAGGAGCGGCCCACAAGGGCCACCACAGCAGGGCCUUUCAGCAGGGGCUGUUAUACCCCACAGUGGUACACAUGGCACCUGCCUCGUCUUCGAGGAUAGGUGAUACCGGCAGCACUUCUGGCUUGAGCUGUUACCAUGGCCACCGCUCAGUGUGCAGUGGUUACCUUGCUGACUGCCCUGGUAGUGACAGCAGCAGCAGCAGCUCAGGCCAGUGCCACUGUUCCUCCAGCGACUCAAUGUUGGACUGUACUGAGGUCAGCAACCAGGGGGUGUACGGCAGCUGCUCUACCUUCCGCAGCUCACUGAGCAGUGACUAUGAUCCUUACGUCUACCGGAGUAAGAGUCCGUGUCGGGGCUCUGCAGGGGAAGCGGGGGCUGCAGCUUGCACCUCAGUUCCCGCUGAGGACUCGUCCUCUGCCCCCCUGGGACAUGACUGCCUCCAGCUCCCUCCUGGAGCUUCGGGAUAUAACUCGGGGGACCACCUCUCCAACUGCAGUUUGGAGCCCAACUACAGCAGUCGCUCAUCACUGGAACCCAGGGAGAACAGUAACACUAGCACUACCUCAGCCGGGGCUCCAGAGGCUACCGGAGCAGACAGGGGAAAAGGGGCGCAGGAGGAGUCAGGGGAGCUUGGGGCUGCAGCCUGUAGCUGCUGCUUUGAGGUGCUUCCUCCCAAUGUGGAGUGCAAAGGGCAGGACUCGGACCAAGCUGGGCCUCUGGCCUCGGGACGAUGUCACAGGGGGGUGGAAUUUCAGAGCUCCACCUCCAAGAACUACUUUGCUCCUGAGCACAUGUGCCCUUCUUCAGAGCAGCUGAGCUAUGAGGGGCUGCCUUGCUGCUUCUACAAAGAGAUGAAGGUCCACAGGGCCACAGCAGGGCGCUACACUGAGGACUACGCUGUUAACGUGCAGUAUGCGCACGCAGACUCAGAGGCCUGCAACGGACAGGGCUGCUGUGAACUCAACCAGAGGAUACCCAUAAUUCCUGAGGACACAGAUUGUGAAUUGGGCACAGGGGCAGAUACCCAGAGCAGUUUACUGCCCAUCAGUGUCACAGUGGAGGCAGAGGUGCGGACAGGGGAGCGGCAUGAGCCAAGGGAGGGGUACUUCACCUCAGGACAGUUUAGAGUUCAGCCAUACCCUCAGGAGGAGGAGACCAGGGCUUUGUUCCACCCUCAGCUCUCUGCAGGCCCCACUGCAUUGGGAAGCAGUACAUCAACAAAUGAGGGAGGUCUGGGUAUAUGAGCCAGAGAGAAGGGACUCAGUCUAAAGUAUGUGUUUGGUAGCGCAUCAGUCAGUCAAUCAUUGAAACCCUCAGUUGCCUUGUUCUAACCUUUGCUCUCUGAGCACUGAAUGUUAUCAUCUUAGAUUGUGUGGAUUUCUACUGAAAUGGCCUGUCAUUUCUAGAUAUACAGUGUAUCAAGUUCAUUCCUGUGGCCACAGAACGUCUCAGCACCAAACUACGCUUCCAUAGCAACUGAGAGAAAAGUGAUACUACGAAAUAAGGACUUAGGUUGGUAUUGGCAUCUAUUUGGAAACUGUCUGCUGUCAUCGAGGGUUAGGCCCCUUCAGCGCUAAGUAGUCCGGGCCCAUUUCUGCUGAGAUUUCUUCAGAUUUUGUCAAGAACAAGUUACCUCCAAGUUACAAGUUAGACUCCAUCUUUGGUGCAAGAGCUUGGAAUCUGAGAAAAAAAAGUACACUCUUAAUUCAAACAUCUGCAUCUACAUGUAUACAUCUUGUAUAUGUGCGCACAUGAACACUGACUGCCUAUAAAGCUUCAACCACCAACUCAAAUAGGUUGUAUGGACAUAGCUAUACCAAAACAGAAAGACAUGAUUGUUAUUGUUUUGUUUUGUUUUUUUAAACAUUUUUAAGAGCAGGGAAAUGGGUCUUUCUAAGCGUCUGUGACCCACACAUUUCUCUGAGGAGAAGAUAUAUAUAUAUAUAAAACAGAAAAAAAUGCAUAGAAAUGUGAAUGCAAGGCUGACACUGGUCUCUAUUCAAUAUAAAUACAGAAUUUGUUUGAUGCAUUGCAUUUCUGUCCAGUAGUGGCCUACCUAUCUGUAUGAGAUGAUGUGCCAGAGCAACAUGAAAGCCUUAUGCUGGCUGGUAAGCUGUUUUGUAGCAAUAUCUAAAAAAAAAGACACUGCUCUGCUUUUGGUUGAACUCCAGACCAAAGUGACAGUGUCUCUGGGUAAAACAAAACAAAUUUCUUCAGAAGUAGAGUGUAGUGCUCUACUUGUUUGGAAGCCCUUAAAAGCUGUAUUUUUGCUGUCACUUAAACAAUUUCCUCAAUGAGGCUAAUAAAUAUCUAUUAAAAAAAAAAAGGUUUUAGCAUAUAACAAAAGGCCAAAGGAAAGUAGCUGGAAAAGACUCAUAUUUCAUAAGGGUUCCUUAUUGUACUGUGACUUUUUUUUUUUUUU